GCGGCGGGGGGCGGCGCCGGGCGCUCGCCGGUCUGCCCUAAGUGACGCGGGCUUGAGACUGUCGAAGUGUGUUAGAAACGGGAUGUGCCGGCAUGCUGUAGCGUUGUCAGGUUAAGGAUCAACAGAGUCACUGAAUCUAAAUGACUCCAAGGAUAGGGGAGUACAUCCAUCACCACCCGCACUGUGCAGGACUCAGAGGAGGAUUUCCCUGCACGGAAGCACAUACCUGGCCAGCAGCCAGUGAGGACCCAUCCUUUGCAGGCAUCUCACCUUAGAAACAGCACGAUUGUCAUUCAAGUCAUUUUUGAAUAUGAGAGAAGAGUCCUGGUUUCAACAUGUCUUCGAUAGAGACCAACUGGACUAGGUUUAUUCCUUCAAGAAGUCUCCUAAAGCCCAUGCAGAAGCAAUCAUUUCCAGGAGUAAAUAAUAUUGUGUCGGAUGCCUGAGGAGACAUUACAGCUUUCCCAGAUUGGGAGGAAAAAUAUGGAAUGUGUUUUAACGCUGACUGAACACAACCACAUGAACUGUACUGACAGUACUUUGAAAACCAGCAGUUAGCAGUUUGUUCAGGCUCUAACAUUGUCCAGCACUUUCCAGAGCAAACUCACUGUUUACAGGAACGCUCGGCCUUACGAAGUUUAUAACCUCAAGCAUUGUUUGUUUUAAAUAUUUCCUCAAAAGAAAAGUACCUGGAGCCCACUUUCUAAAAUGGCCAUGGAUGGAUACUUGUGGAUGGUUAUUUUGGGUUUUAUCAUAGCUUUUGUCUUGGCAUUUUCUGUUGGUGCAAAUGACGUUGCCAAUUCAUUUGGCACUGCCGUGGGCUCUGGUGUGGUGACCUUGAGACAGGCGUGCAUUCUGGCUUCAGUAUUUGAAACCACUGGCUCAGUGUUAUUGGGAGCCAAAGUAGGGGAGACCAUUCGCAAAGGUAUCAUUGAUGUGAACCUGUACAACAAGACGGUGGAAAGGCUGAUGGCUGGGGAAGUCAGUGCAAUGGUCGGUUCCGCUGUCUGGCAGCUGAUUGCGUCCUUCCUGAGACUUCCCAUCUCAGGGACACACUGCAUUGUUGGCGCCACAAUCGGGUUCUCUCUGGUUGCAAUUGGUACAAAGGGUGUGCAGUGGAUGGAGCUUGUCAAGAUCGUUGCUUCUUGGUUUAUAUCUCCACUGUUGUCUGGUUUCAUGUCUGGCAUGCUGUUUGUACUGAUCAGAAUUUUCAUCUUAAAAAAGGAGGACCCUGUCCCCAAUGGCCUCCGGGCACUCCCCGUGUUCUAUGCUGCCACUAUAGCGAUAAAUGCAUUUUCCAUCAUGUACACAGGAGCACCAGUGCUCGGGCUGGCCCUCCCCGUGUGGGCGAUAGCCCUCAUUUCCACCGGUGUCGCUCUGCUGUUCGCCCUUCUCGUGUGGCUCUUUGUGUGUCCGUGGAUGCGGAGGAAAAUAGCAGGCACAAUACAAAAAGAAGGUGCUUUAUCACAAGUCUCUAACGAAAGCCUCGAUAAAGUGCAGGAAGUGGAGUCCCCAGUGUUUAGAGAGCUCCCAGGUGCCAAGGCUAAUGAUGACAGCACUGUCCCUCUCACGGGGCUGACUGGGGACACUCCUGGCGCUUCAGAAGGCACUUCAGCAGGAAGCCACCCGCGGGUGUCCUACGGGAGGGCGCUCUCCAUGACUCACGGCUCUGCAAGGUCGCCUGUCUCCAACGGCACCUUCGGCUUUGAUGGCCACACAAAGAGUGAUGGCCACGUGUACCACACUGUGCACAAAGACUCGGGGCUCUACAAAGACCUGCUGCACAAAAUUCACAUCGACCGCGGCCCGGAGGAGAAGCCUGCGCAGGAGAACGGCUACCGGCUGCUGCGCCGCAACAACAGCUACACCUGCUACACGGCGGCCAUCUGCGGCCUGCCCGUGCACGCCACCUUCAAGGCCGCGGGCGCCCCGGCCACCGCGGAGGACAGCGAGAAGCUGGUGGGCGACACCGUGGCCUACUCCAAGAAGAGGCUGCGCUACGACAGCUACUCGAGCUACUGCAACGCGGUGGCCGAGGCCGAGAUAGAGGCAGAGGAGGGCGGUGUGGAGGUGCAGCUGGCGCCUGCGCUGGCACAGCCGGGCCCGCCUCGGGAGGACGCUGCCGAGGACGAGAAGGACGAGUGUGACACGGCCGAGGUCCACCUGCUCUUCCACUUUCUGCAGGUGCUCACCGCCUGCUUCGGGUCCUUUGCCCACGGGGGCAAUGACGUGAGUAAUGCCAUUGGUCCCCUUGUGGCUUUGUGGCUGAUUUAUGAACAAGGUGGAGUAAUGCAAGAGGCAGCCACUCCUGUCUGGCUGCUGUUUUACGGAGGAGUUGGAAUUUGUACAGGUCUCUGGGUUUGGGGGAGAAGAGUGAUCCAGACCAUGGGGAAAGACCUCACUCCAAUCACACCAUCCAGCGGCUUCACCAUCGAGCUGGCCUCAGCAUUCACAGUGGUGGUCGCCUCCAACAUCGGGCUCCCGGUCAGCACCACGCACUGCAAGGUGGGCUCUGUGGUGGCUGUGGGCUGGAUCCGCUCCCGGAAGGCCGUGGACUGGCGCCUCUUCCGGAACAUCUUUGUGGCCUGGUUUGUGACCGUGCCUGUGGCUGGCUUGUUCAGUGCUGCUGUCAUGGCUCUUCUCAUGUACGGGAUCCUUCCAUAUGUGUGAUUUGUCAUCUUCCCACGGUAGACAACGAAAGGGAGAGUCUGGUGUGGGUGUGUGUGUGGGCGUCAUACGUCCACAUACCACACACCCCCAGCCACACACGACUGUCUCUCACUGGCUCUCCGGCCCUUCCAGAUGGUUCCUGCCACACCACUCACCCAGACUAGAGAUUCACCUUCCAGAGCUAACUUAACUACUGUACAUAAUAAUGUUUUAAACUGGUGUCGUGGUGACAUAAUGUGGUACACUUAUAUAAAAUAUAUACUGUAUACAUAGAAUUGGUAGCAUUAUUGCAAGCAUAUUCAAAAUGGGAGUGGAGGAAAUUGCCUAGGACUAAAUACUCAGUAAAUUUUGUACGUAAUGAUUUCAGUGGCAUAUUUUAAGAACCUUUUAAAGGAAAGCGUAGAUUGGAAAAUGACUUUUUUCCAAGUGAUACUUUUCCCUGUUACUAUACUGUAAGAUAAGUGGGAUACAGGAUCUAUAAUGGUACAGUCUAGAGAAGAUGUGUGUAGGUAGCGUGCUACUGAGCAAUACUGGACAGGAGUUCACAAGUGCUUUUCCUGAAGAAUCUGUUCAUAUACUGUAUACUGACCAUUGUGUAAUACAUCAUCAUUGCUUUUGUAAAUACUUAAAAUUAUAAUUUUUUAAUGGUGUGCUUCCUUACACUUUUUUGAUCAGAGAAUUUUGGUAAGUACCAAAGAAGCAGGGAGAUAGUUUGCCAGUGUUAUAUUUUCAUAUUGUCUGUCUCCCCUUCUCAUUAGUCCCUCCCAGUAACCUGGGGUGUGGGGAGACUGGUGUGUCCUGCCCUGGGCAGUGCGUAUGGUCAAGGCACCAGCCACCCAUCGUGUGCCUGCCACACUUGGGGCUCCCCACCCCACCAGCAGCACCAACCCCACUGCCACCACCUACCAGAUACUGGCCAAGCCUGCAGUGGCCUUCCACUGUCAGCAGCACAGAGUACAGGUGUAAGGACAAGUGGUCAAGUCCAGUUCACAUCUUCGUCCUCAUUCUGCCCUGCAGCCUGAAGAGUGGGAUUCUUGUCUCAAACGUUGAAGCAAAUGAGGCUUUUUAUGUGCUUUAGAAAUUUGGGGAGUGGGGGUCGGGGGGCUAAAGUAUUAGAAAGUACACUGGAUUUGAGAAUUUCUUCGAGGCCUUUACUAAACUGAACAUCCUGAUGCUGGUCUGUAACCCCAUUGGGUUCUCUUUUUUGAUAGCAGGAGGGAGGAAGUCUGACUGUCAGCCUGAGAUUAUGGAAAUGCUGCUAAAUUUUUUAUAUUGACAAACAUUUUCUUGGUACUUCAUUGUGAUUUUUCAUUAAUCAACCAUAUUAAAUUUAUAAUAAAAAUGCCCCUCAAAAGUU
Molecule: messenger RNA, 4027 nt
Organism: Cynocephalus volans (Philippine flying lemur)
Lineage: Eukaryota; Metazoa; Chordata; Mammalia; Dermoptera; Cynocephalidae
Gene: SLC20A2
Product: solute carrier family 20 member 2
Exons: 13
Coding region: 709-2670 (653 amino acids)
Biological process (GO): phosphate ion transmembrane transport
Cellular component (GO): membrane
Molecular function (GO): phosphate transmembrane transporter activity
Source: RefSeq, a predicted model, not a curated record